Molecule: messenger RNA, 7024 nt
Organism: Punica granatum (pomegranate)
Lineage: Eukaryota; Viridiplantae; Streptophyta; Magnoliopsida; Myrtales; Lythraceae
Source: RefSeq, a predicted model, not a curated record
GUCAGAAUGCGUCCUCCUAAAACCCUUGAGCUAAGUGGCAAAACCCUCCCGCUAUUGACAAAUUCUCAGUUCUCUCUCUUCCCGCUCGCCAUGGCUGAAUCCGGAGAGAAGAGGCCACGAGUAUCCUCCAAGCAUAAGCAGAAGAAGAAGAAGAGGAAGCUAAAAGAAAGCGGCUUGGAAGAGUCUCUCAGGCCUCGUAAGACGAGCCGUGUUGAUGCCUCGGAGGGAGCGGAAGCGGAAGCGAUGCCGGAAGAGGUUGAAGUUGUCGAUCACGAAGUCGAGGAGGGCCAGAAUGAUCCCUGGAGUAGCCUGCAGCUGAUUCUGUCUUUACAGAGCAAAGAACUCGACGUUCCAAAGAAAUUGGAGCUAGCCUUUGCUUUUGUAAAAGCAAGAGCUGAAGGCAGGUGCCAUGGUGAUGGCCAAGACUUCGAAACAGUGAAACUAUCACGAUUGAUAGUUUUCCUUAAUGAGUGGAUCCAGUCGUUGUUGAUUUCAUCUGGAAAGAAGAUUAAAGUUGGACAGAAGUCGGAUUUAAACGUUGUUCCUGAAUAUUUAGACCUGAGAUGCUGGGGAAUUUUCAAGUUCUGCUUGGAGAGGGCUGCUGUGCUGCAGAUUCCUCUCAAUAUCGCGCGGAACCUUUUGCAGCCUAUAUGUUUGGUUGCAAGACAUCCAAUGUCGGGAUUGAAUGAUGCGGCCCCGGUUUUGAAGGAGUUUGUUCUUAAUAGUGAAGAAUUCGAAUUGUACAGCAUUGUGAGCGAUUGUAUUUCUCUUCUGUUUUCAUCCCAUGAGGGCAUGUCGAACGAAAAUCUGGAAUUGUGGAUUUCUACUAUAGAUGCAGUUGUUCAGCUUGUCAAUAAAGUUCUUAUCGAGAAACUUGAAGGUGGGAAGGCUGGUGUUUUGGUUUUGCAGUUUUCCUGCUUGGUGUUUGAGCCGUUUGCUCAAUUUUUGAGGACCCACCCAAUGCGGAAAGGGGGAUUUGCUGAUUUUGUUGAUAAACUACUUGAGCCACUCUUGGAGUUGUUGGGUUUUAUGCAACUACAUAUUGAUGAAAGUAAUAGGUGGCCAAGCAACUUGCUCAAGCUAGUGGAAGAAGUAAUGUCCCAUGGUUUGUUUCAUCCUAUUCACAUUGAUGGAUUCCUUACCUUGCAUAGCACUGAUAAGUACCUCGCACGCCCUGAUGGGGAAGCAAAAAUCUCAACAACUGUCAUCAAGAGUUACCACAGACAUUUUUUCGACAAACUGGAGAGAAUUAUUGAUGGAAAGAAAUUUGUGUCAUUAAAUGGCAUGGGAGGGCUGUUUCAUUUGCUUGCUGAUAGAGUGAAGAAGCAAACAGCAAAAGCUGUGACAACUGAGGGUAUGAAAGCAUCGGCCAGUAUGAAGGUUUCGAUACAAGUGGAAGAUAAUCCCAGGGCAGAGAAGAGUUGCCUCUCGGUUCAUCUGAAUGCAGAAACUCGGAAGUCACUAUUUGAUUUCUUUGUACAAAUUACAGAGCCUCUGUUGAUGAAGCUUAAUUGUCAUCUUGAAGAUCAGAUUGAAGGGGGAGACUUGGAAGAUAUUCAUUCCAAACUCAAUUGUCUAAGGACAAUACUUUCCAGCUUUAUUUCCGAAAAGGUUUAUAUUAAGACCGAAGAUAUCUCUGGCGGAGCUUGCCUUGGGUUUCUAAAGAAAUUUUACGAUACCUUGAUUUCAUUGUCCAUUAGAUUUAAUCAAGAUUGGUCAACCAAACAUGAUGCCCUGGAUAGACCACAGGUGGAAAAUUUGCCUGCAGUUGCUGAGAAGGUGAUUGCCGCCUUGGGAUGCCUUUUGGAAAUAGAAUAUGAAGUUGUUGGAAGUGACAUUGUAACAUUGUGGUCUGUAAUGAUUUCAUUCUUAGCCUUGGGAAUGUCUCUCUGUGAGUCAACUAACAGAAGCUUGUUACUCAAAGAGAUACUAAAUCUAGGAUGCCAGCUGGUCAAUCUCUACAGUGAACUUCGCCAGGUGAACAGCAUUACUUUUGCCCUCUGUCGAGCUCUGAGACUGUUAAGACCACCUGGGGAUUCUGGUGAAACUAGUCCUGCACUUGCACCAAAAAACAGUAUUUCAUCAUGUAGAGAUUAUGUUAAGUCUAUGGGAACACUAUUUUGCUCACAAGAGUUUAAGCUAGCCCUCUGUAAUGCUAUCUCAUCAAUACCAGAGGGCCAAGCUAGUGGAUGCAUACGACAGUUAGCAGAAGAUGUAUCGGAAUCUUUGAUGUGGUUGAAACUUGAAUAUUCAAAGGUUGACGGAGAAGGAUAUGAUGAAUUGAAUAGCAGAGGCCAUGAGAUAUCGUAUAUCAAUCUGCAAUGUGAAGUUCUGGGUCGAGGUCUAUCUGAAAUAUAUAGUCUGGUGUUAGACUCAUUGACUGUUACAAGAAGUAAUAGUACAUUGGUUGGAUCAUCUAUGAAAGACCUGAUGGCCGUAAUUCGUCCUUGCUUGAGCACUUUGGUGGGUUCACCAUCAGAAAGCAUGAAUGAGUUCCUUUCAUCUCUAACAGGCUGUCCUUCACAUGAGAAGAUGAGUACAGACCACAACAGGUCCACUCAUUGGGCUCUUGUGUUCUUCUUUUCCUUAUACAUGUCAUGUCGGAGCUUAUUUAGACAAAUAGUCAGUCUUAUGCCCCCUGACUCAGCAAAAAAAAUUUCUGCAUGGAUAGGUGAUCUGCUCACAGCAUAUGCAGGAAACGAUUUGAUAGAGAGGACUGAUUGGACCGAUGAGAGCUACUUUUCCUGGAUUGUGAACCCUUCAGCUUCUCUUCUCGGUGUCAUUCAGUCUAUAUCUGACGUCUAUCUUCCAAGUAGUGUUGCAGAUUGCUCUUGUCUGAUUUAUCAACUGCAUGCAAUGGCUCUCCAGAGACUCGUUGACUUGAACAGGAUGAUAAAAUCUGCUGAAUUUGUACUGCAGACUACUGAUCUUAAGUUCCAGUCUCAGGUGCUUGAUGGUGCAGACCAGUCAGUCCAUCACAAGAAAUGCAGAAAGUGGGAAAAACGCAUUUCAAAGUUGAAAAAAGAAGCAGCAGGGCUCACUGAAUUCAUAAUGAGAUACCUUACUGUGCUGGCUGAUGGCCCAUCAUUCUCUACUUACAGUGAUACUGGUUUCAACUCACUGUCUCCUCACAAAAGUGAUAAAUGGGAUACUGGUUUUUCUACUGUGAACAGGAGAUCGUUUCCUACUGCUGUUUGGUGGAUUAUUUGUCAGAACAUUGAUGUUUGGUGCAGUCAUGCUACCAAGAAGAAGUUGAAGAUGUUUCUCUCAUUCUUGGUCCAAUCAUCUCUUUCCUCUACUGCCGAAAGCCCUGCAUAUGUUAAUCACAAAAAUGCACGCCAACCGCCAGUAGUCACGGUGCAACAGAUCUCAUUUGAACUUCUGCAUGACUCGACUCUGUACGAACAUAGAUUCGUCCACAGGCAAUUGGCAUCAUCAUUCUGUAAGAUGCUUGAGAAGUCAGCUGUAACACUACUUCCCAAUUCCUCAUCUACAGAUUUUGACUUUAGUGUAUCACCUAACUGGUCUGAGCUUUUAGAGGCACUUGAGAAAUCUUUGGAGGUUUCAAAGAGAAAGCGGUUUGGACAUGUUAGGAAACCGGUGUCCUCAUUCCAAUCGUCCAUAGAUAAUCCAAAUGUCGGAGUCUUUCAUGUAACGAGCAGGAAAUAUGCUAUAUGCCAGAAUCUACUUGGGUUUCUGUGUUGGAUGCCAAAAAGUUACUUGGAUUCAAGAUCUCUCAAGCUCUAUGUAACUCACGUUCUCAACAUCGAAAGACUUGCAGUCAGCAGGAUGUUAAAUUAUCAAGGCCAUUCCAAAUCAUGUGAUUAUUAUGAGCUAUUCAAGUUGUUUUGCUGCUGCCGUAAGGCUGUAAAGCAUCUAGUUGCUGCAUCAUGCGACGAAAAUACGGGAGCUGGACUUUUUUCAUCCUCUCCUAUUUUCUCUGAAGGUUCUUUCCCUUUCCUAUGGCUUUUGAAGUCGGCAUAUUUGGUUCUUGGCCUUCAGGAUUCUCAGGCAAAUGAUGAUCCCCACCUAUAUGCGGAUACAACUUUCUCAUUGAUGGACCAUACUUCAUAUAUUUUCCUGGUAUCUACCAAGUACUAUUUUGCUUGGGGACAUGACAGACUUCUAGAUGCUAAGGUUUCCAGUACCGAGAAUGACUCUGAUGAAGGUGAUGCUAAUUGUAAUUCAAUUCAGUUGGAUUCAUAUGCAGAUUCCUCUAAGUAUGGUGAAGCCUGGGAAAGUAUGUUCGUCAUUGCUCAGAGUGUAAAGAAAGACACUCAAGGUUUACUUGGCUCUCUUGAAGAAUCUCCUGAUAGUAAAAUGGUGAAUUUUGGUGGCAAACAUUCGUAUUUGAGUAAAUUGGCUUACUUAGCCUCCUGCUUAAGUGGGUGCUUUUGGGGCUUGGCAUCCGCUUUGAGCCACAUAGAUGCAAAAGAUGGUGGAAAUGAGGUGGCUUUGUUGAAAAGGAAAAAAGAUUUCGUUUCCAAGCUGAGCACAUUUAUGGACAUAUAUGCAGAAGUAGUUCGAUUUCAAUUCCGUAUAUUGCUUGAUCAGAGCGACAAAUUGGUGAACUACAGCGGCGACUUAUCAGGUUUUAAGGAGUUUUCGCUUAGUGAUUAUACCUCGCGGACAGAUCUCUAUGAGCACUGGAGACCAGUAAAAGGUGUGGUCAGAACCUUCUUGGAAUCACCUGGCUUCAUUUAUGAUUCUUCAAUUGCUAAUGUCAAUUCUAAUUCAAAAAUGGAUGGAGGUGGCUUUUUUCCCGGUGUUUCUGCUGAGGUCCCUUCAUUUGAUCUUCAAAUUUUGAACAAGCAUUACUUACAGCGAAUUUUGAAUGGUGAUGAACAUGAAGCAGCAUUUUUGCUGAGGCACAUAUUACUUGGUUAUUCGGCUCUCUUGAGGCUUAAUUUGCAAGUUGGUGCUGAUUGCUUGUCCCCAAAUGUUCUGCAUGUAUUGAUGGCAGUUGUACAGUUCUUGAUCUCGGAUUUGUCAAAUUCUGUUGAGGUUCCAGAACCAUUUAUAUUUGUCUCAUUAGAUGGUGUUUUGAAGCUUCUUGAGGAAUUGGGGAGCCAUUUCCCUUUAACUGAUCCUACAUUAUCCCGAAUUGUCUACUCCAGGCUUGUUGAACUGCAUCUGAUGGCUAUAGGGAAAUGCAUAUCAUUACAAGGGAAAAAGUAUACUUUGAUAUCUCACGAAAUGGAGUCAAAUACCAAAAUCCUUCAGAGUCACAUGGUAUCAUGUGAAUCAUCCUAUUCGCACUCAUCAUUCUGCUUGGAUGAAUUCAUAGCUAGGUUGAGAAUGUCAUUUGAAGUGUUCAUUAGAAAAUCAUCAGAAUUGCAUCUUCUGUCUGGAGUACAGGCAGUAGAGAGGGCUUUAGUUGGAAUUCAGGUUGGCUGCACAGCUACUUAUGAUAUCAAUACUGGAAAGGCAGGUGGAGGAAGGGUGUCCUCAUAUGUCGCAGCUGGCAUUGACUGCUUAGAUCUGCUUCUAGAAAAUGUUACCGGUCGCAAACGUUUGAGUGUUGUUCGGAGGCAUAUUCAGAGCUUAAUAGCUAGUUUAUUCAAUAUAAUUCUGCACCUUCAGGGCCCACUUAUAUUCUAUGAGAGGUCAAUUGAGAAUUUUGGUGAUAAUGACCCAGAUUCAGGAGCAGUCGUUCUCAUGUGCAUUGAAGUACUAACUAGGAUUUCAGGAAAGCAUGCCCUGUUUCAGAUGGACUCAUGGCAUGUGGCCCAAUCUUUGCGUAUACCUGCAGCACUCUUCCAAGAAUUCUCUCAGCUUCGACUGCAUAAAGCUCCAGUUGCUUCUGGUUCCAUUUCUUCUAUGGAGAAUCUAGACUGCAAUCUCAAAGCAAGCGUUGAUCAUCGAUUUUCAGUUGAUAUGUAUGAUGCAUGUUGCAGAUUACUGUAUACUGUUCUUAAGCAUCACAAAAGUGAGAGCGAAAAGUGCAUUGCGCAACUUCAAGAUUCUGUUUCUAUCCUGCUUCACGCGCUGGAGACUCGAGAUACAGACUCAGUUUCCACAAAGAACUGUUUCUCAUGGGAAGUCCAAGAGGGAAUUACAUGUGCUUGUUCUCUCCGAAGGAUCUAUGAGGAGAUGAGGCAGCAAAAGGAUGUUUUUGGUCCACAUUGUUUUAAGUUGUUAGCCAAUUACAUAUGGGUUUAUUCUGGGUUUGGCACCCUUAACAGUGGCAUCAGAAGAGAAAUUGAUGAAGCUCUGAGGCCAGGAAUUUAUGCUCUCAUUGAUGCUUGCUCCGCUGAUGACCUUCAGUAUCUUCAUACUGUGUUUGGAGAGGGUCCUUGCCGAAGCGCGCUAGCAAGGUUGCAGCAUGAUUACACGUCGAAUUUCCAGUAUGAAGGAAAAGUUUGAUUCAAGUGCCCUUCAUAAGACCAUGAUGCAGUUGGCUGAUCAUCUUUUAGCCGGAAAGCUGCUGUUUAUUUUACUUGUCCUAGGGUGGUGGCUCCAACAUAUACAGAAGAUGAUCCUGAUACUGGAAGUGCUUCAUAAAUUUGAGCCAGGAAGAUGGUUUUCUUCCAGCCAUCCUCUGCAAGCUCCUCUGAGAUAUUUUUUCUGACAAUACAGCAAUGGAAACUUAUGCAUAAUGAUGGGAGAUGGGCAUAUAUCCCUGGACAGUCUUUCAAGUUUCGAACCACCCCAAUUUUGUACGUGUACUAACCGACUCUAGUGAUCAUCGGCGGCCUAGACAUCAGAUGACUGGGGGGUAUUGCCUGAACCAAACUCCUAGCAAUUCAUUUGAUGCUGAAAUCUUCUUGAAGGUGACAAACUGUACACUGGCUUAGGCACUGGUGCUGGACCGGGGAAUAUCUACUAGCACUUGUAUACAUUUGAAGAUGUCAUUCAUGGGCUGUCUAGUUUUUAGCUUUGUGAGCAUAGAGCUAGACUAGUUAUGGACAUGCUAUAAUAUGCCAACCCUAUGCAUAAAUUAAGUGCAAAAUGGUCUUUUCAAGUUGUACCUGAAUAUUCAUUUGGUAGAGAUGAAUAAGAAGUCUUCCUCUAUCAACUGCUC